AUGGCUCGCACGAGUAUGAUGAAAGCUGCCGCAGCAGCAAAUCCCGCCCCCAAGGAACCUGACUGGUCAUGGAAAACUGAAGACGAACUCGCCCGAACAAGACCGUCCAUCGCAGAAGAUGGAAAGUUGUCACUGCCUGGAUUCGGCAGACCCGUGAAUGAAGUGCUCGAGCAAAAAGACUGGGGCGACCGCUACCCACCUACGGCAAAGAUGAUCAAUCGUUGUCCUAAUGCGCUCCAGGAAUGGGCUCCGGAGCCCAUCACCGUGCGAGAAAAGAAUAUGAUGCAGGUUGUCAAUUCCAUCACCGACAAAGCUGAGUGGCGACGAAAAGUUUUCGACGGAGAGAUCAUUGCAAAAUGGCGCGCUGAAGCUAUCACUGAGGAGGGACAAGGGUUUACAGAGAAGAUGUUCGAUCAUUGCAUUGCAGAGCUACAGCACAAGGCUAAGCAGAACGAAGAGAGUGGCUUGACUGCCGUACUCGAUUCCGAGUGGGCUGUUGUCAAGUCUGACACUAUCAUAUCCGCAACAUUGAAGCAAGAGCUUCAGGACGCAGUGAAACCCCUGGAAGACGUGCCCGAAGAGGUAAAGGACUGGCACCCAGGCUCAAAUAACCAAGUACUGGAUCUUGUUCACCCAUCGCUGUUUCCUUUGAUCUACGGCCGAUCGAGGGUCCUUUCUACCGGCACCACUACCCUCGAGGAUUGUGUUCAAAUGACCGGCAAGGGCGAAAUAGUCCCCGAGCCUAGUCAGGACGAGUGCAGGCUUGGUCAAAAGAGGCGUUGGCUCAGUCAGCAAGGUACUGGCACGACUGAAUACUGGUCCAACCGCUUCCAAUGGCUGCCGAGCGAUGUGUUCUUCACGGAGAACGAUACCAUCAAGAUCACAAGCUACAUCAACAACCUCCACCCCAUCCACCACGGAUCCAUCUAUCCAGUUAUUGAGAAGUUUAUCGCCAAGAGUAUACCUGCUUGGGAUCUUGUACUCUCCUCCUACAACAUGCGACUCGACGUUAAUGACUUACGUAUUCCCUUUCACCGAACCGAGUACAUAUGGCCACUUGGCGAAAGUCCUCCACCAGACGUAGGCAGUGAAUUCGAAGAAACGAGCGAUGAGUGGUGUGAGGCUCACGCACAAUGGAUCAGCGACAACCGUGUCCUCCUAAAACCAGACGCACGUGACUUCGCCACUUCCACCAAGAACAAUGCGGUAUGCCCUCUCAAUCUACGAAACCACUUCGCCAACAGCGGCCUCCAAGUAAUUGUCAAACUCGCCACAAUUCACCUUAAUCCUUCCUCUCCCUCUUACGCUGGAGGCUCCUGGCAUAUAGAAGGAAAACUAAACGAACAUAUUGCCGCGACAUCUCUGUACUACUACUCUAGCCACAACAUCACUUCCUCUGCCCUUGCUUUCAGGACAAAAGUAUCCACUGAUGACAUCACGGAACGAGACUACGCUCAAGAUGACAAUGAGGGUAUUUGUUACCUUUUCGACAUUGAAAGGGAUGGUCCCGGUGUCCAAAGCAUAGGAAAGGUGGAGACCAAAGAGGGGAGACUUCUCGCAUUCCCAAAUGUACUGCAACAUCAAGUUCAGCCUUUCGAGCUUGAGGAUCCUACUCAGCCAGGUCAUCGCAAGAUCCUCGCUCUCUUCCUCGUCGAUCCGUUUCAGCGUGUCAUCAGCACGGCUAAUGUGCCCCCGCAACAAAAAGAGUGGUGGGCAGAAGCUGUGCAAGGGUUAGAAGGCAAAUUGGAUGUUCUGCCUCCUGAGCUUCGUCAUCAGGUCAUGACUGAUGUGGGGGAUUUCCCCAUCAGUCUAGAAGAGGCCAAGGUGGUAAGGGAGGAAUUGAUGAAUGAGAGGAGAGCAUUUGUGAAGGACGUCAAUGCCAUGUAUGCGAGUGAUGAGUUUAGCUUUUGCGAACAUUGA
This is a messenger RNA of Aureobasidium subglaciale EXF-2481, 1920 nucleotides long. RefSeq lists its product as uncharacterized. The transcript has 3 exons. Bases 1 to 1920 code for a protein of 639 amino acids. NCBI's taxonomy places the organism in Eukaryota, Fungi, Ascomycota, Dothideomycetes, Dothideales, Saccotheciaceae. The record is from RefSeq and is a predicted model, not a curated record.